AUGGCUGGUGGUACUGGUUCAGGCAAGUCCACACUCUCUGCAGCAGUAGAAAGGUUGUUCAAUCAUCGUAAUACCGAAAAAAUGAAAGUGAUUCCCUUGUAUGAUGGAUUUCACUACUCCCAAUCACAACUCGCAACCCUUAAUUUCAAUACCAACGAAUGUCCCUUCCAACGCCACGGUGCACCAUUCACUUUCAACAGUCCAGCAUUCAUUCAACCCAUUCAAAAACUACGUCAAACCCCAGUAACGGAGGAAGAUCAAUCUACGAAUGGUAUCUGGGCACCUAGUUUCGACCACGCCGCGAAAGACCCCGUAAACAAUGACAUCUACAUUCCUUUCUCACAACGGAUAAUUUUACUCGAGGGUAAUUAUCUCUUGCUGAAUGAAAAGCCUUGGAAUGAGAUUCGGGAUGUGGUGGAUGAGACGUGGUUCGUCGAUGUAUCGAGGGAAGAAACAAAGAAACGGUUAAUCAAGCGACAUAUUGAGGCUGGAGUUGAGAGUACUUGGGAUGCCGCGGCUUUGAGAGUGGAGAACAAUGAUCUGUUGAAUUUGGAUUUGGUUGGUUUGAGUAAAGGUUGUUCGCAAGUGAUUAUUAGUAACUCAAGCAAUAGUUCCGUAGACAUCAGCACGAUUUGCAGGUAG
Molecule: messenger RNA, 642 nt
Organism: Glarea lozoyensis ATCC 20868
Lineage: Eukaryota; Fungi; Ascomycota; Leotiomycetes; Helotiales; Helotiaceae
Product: P-loop containing nucleoside triphosphate hydrolase
Exons: 3
Coding region: 1-642 (213 amino acids)
Cellular component (GO): cytoplasm
Source: RefSeq, a predicted model, not a curated record